Molecule: messenger RNA, 1519 nt
Organism: Lolium perenne
Lineage: Eukaryota; Viridiplantae; Streptophyta; Magnoliopsida; Poales; Poaceae
Biological process (GO): positive regulation of DNA-templated transcription; rescue of stalled cytosolic ribosome
Cellular component (GO): nucleus; RQC-trigger complex
Molecular function (GO): zinc ion binding
Source: RefSeq, a predicted model, not a curated record
UAAAUUUGCAAAGUGACACACAGCCCUUCUUCUCCCUCCGCGCUCGUGGCAACGGCGGCGGCGAUGGCGACGUCGGCGAGCACGUCCGGCGAGUGGCUGACGGGCGCGCUGCAGGAACUGAGGGGUCGGACGGGGGGCGGUCUCGAGCUCGACGGAGACCUCAUAUCGGGCCUCGUCUCCUUCUGCGAGCUCGCGCCUCCACCAGACGCCGCCGACUACCUCGCGAAUAUUGUUGGAGUAGAAGCUGCGCAGGACCUCAUUCAGGAGUACUUGCAGAGGCGGGGCUAUAUUGAUCCCUCAAAAGGAGCUGGAAGCUCACAGUUUUCUAGCCUUCAGCCUUAUGUGAAGCCAUCUGCUGAUGCAGAAACUGCCCAAACAAAGAAGCAAACACGCACACUGAAAGAUCAAGCAUCUUCCUCAAGUCAGAGCUCCAAGAGUCAAUCAGAUACUGCUGAGCCCCAGGCUUCCUCCAGGAGAGGUCCGAAAAAGAAGGGAGGAAAGGCCAUCUCGCUUGCUGAGGCAGCGAAGGGUUCUAUUGUCUUCAAGCAGGGGAAGCCUUGUUCAUGCCAAGCACGCCAGCACAAUCUUAUCAGCAAUUGCUUAUCAUGUGGCAAAAUUGUGUGUGAACAAGAGGGCGAGGGACCCUGUAGUUUCUGUGGUGCACUUGUCUUAAUGGAAGGCAGUACAUAUGCCGGUUUAACUGAUGCUGGAGUUCCUAGUUCAGAAACAGAAGCUGCAGCUGAAGCUUAUGCAAAGAGGCUUGUUGACUAUGACAGAAACUCUGCUGCAAGGACUAAAGUUUAUGAUGACCAAAGUGACUAUUUUGAAAUGGAAGGAAAUAGUUGGCUCUCAUCAAUGGAAAAGUCAGACCUAAAGAAGGUGCACGAUGAAGCUGAGGAUGCAGCUGAAAAACAAAAAGGGAAAGUGACUGUCACGUUUGAUUUGGUGGGCCGUAAGGUAAUUUUGAACAACGACGAAGCUGCAGAGGCGGAAUCUGGUCAGGGGAUCAUGAGACCAUUAGAACAGAAGCAUCAGGUGCAACGCAUACAGCCAAGUCCCACGACCAGAGAGCAGCCAUUUUUCAUCGAAACAGGACCAGUGAAGCCAAGAACUGACAGAGUAAAACAGAACAAGAAACUCACGAAGAAUGGCUUGUGCCUAGAGGUAACUGGAAGGGUGCAGCACGACGACAAGGAUCCCCAGAGCUUUCUUGGCGGCAAGAUGAAGAAGGGUGAUCAUAUUGCAUACAGUUCCUUCGGUCAAGCUCGUGAAGGCGAUGACUACGAAUGUUCCCUUGAUUUUGAUUGAGCAUUGGUACUGAAUUGUGAUGGUUGCCGGGGUGCAUUCACAUUGUACUAAAGUAUCCAUUUCCUGUGGGUUGGAUUAUGGUUUAGUCAUGUUCUACAGCUGGAGAAGGCAUUUUGGAAAGGCUGUACAACAAUUAUGACCCCGAAUCAAGUUUUUCAUAUGAUACCUUGGGCCUAAUGUUGUGUAAAAAUGGUCAGAUCCGGUUCUUCCA